AUUUGUUAAACAAAGAAGAAAUAAAAGAAAAAAUAUCCUUGAUAACAAUCAAAGAUAUAGACGAUGAUUUUGUUGAUAAUUUAUUCAGGAAAAAUCACAAACGUAAAAGAAAUGAUGAUGAAUCACGAGAAAAAAAACAACGCAGAAAAACUCUUAAAAAUACUAAAGGUGUUAUAAUUAAAAAAACACGACCAUACUAUAUGAAAGGAGCAUACGAACAUAUAGAUGCAAAUAUAUGUAUAUCAGAAAUUAUGAAAAUAUAUAGACAAGUUGUUGAUGCAACAGAUGAAGAAUUCGAUCAACUAUAUAGUUUAUUGAUGAGUAACUUUUUGAAAUAUCCGGAUCCAUCAUGGUUUACUAAAUAUAGUUCAAAAAUUGAACACAAUAAUGAUUUUUUUAUAAAUAGUCCUACAAUCACAAAUCAACAUUAUCUAGAUAUCGUUUACAAAAUAUUAAUCAGACGAGAAGAAGAUCCAAAAUUAGAGGAAAAAAUCGGAAAUAUUUUUGAUACUAUCGAAAUCUAA
Racocetra fulgida is the source of this 524-nucleotide messenger RNA. Lineage: Eukaryota; Fungi; Glomeromycota; Glomeromycetes; Diversisporales; Gigasporaceae. The record is from the annotation of a GenBank genome assembly.